This is a messenger RNA of Schizosaccharomyces cryophilus OY26, 3667 nucleotides long. Its product is annotated as SIN3 family co-repressor Pst3. Gene Ontology annotation, biological process: negative regulation of transcription by RNA polymerase II. The record is from RefSeq and is a predicted model, not a curated record. The coding region runs from base 114 to 3569 and encodes 1151 amino acids. The transcript has 3 exons. Gene Ontology annotation, cellular component: chromatin; Sin3-type complex. NCBI's taxonomy places the organism in Eukaryota, Fungi, Ascomycota, Schizosaccharomycetes, Schizosaccharomycetales, Schizosaccharomycetaceae. Gene Ontology annotation, molecular function: transcription corepressor activity.
CAGCAAUCAACAACAAAUAUAACUGCAGUCUCCCAAUACGCGUCAAGUUAUAAACAAGUUGCCAGACAAGCAGUUAGUAAAUUGUUUGUGUUUGCAUUUAUGAAUUUCUAGUAAUGAACACGUUGAAAGAGUCUACUGACACGGAACGCAAUCAUAUUGAAACAGAGAAUGAACCACGAAGGAAAAAUGUGAAUCCAUCGAAUACCCCCGAUGGGCAAAGUACAUCUGCAGGAACUGGUCAUUCAUUAGACCCUGCUCAAAGCAAUCAAACUUACAUGCAGCAAGGAACUUUUGAUGUUUCUUCUAAUAAUAAAAAAAGGCAGUUUGAUGAUUAUCAAAAAGAGCAAGCAAUUGCUUUUACUAAACCCUCUUCAAUUCCUACACUAUCUGCCAACAUGGAGACAGACGAAGGCCUUGCCGCAAUGACUUCCUCAAAUAGUCGACCUUUAGACGUUAAUGAUGCUCUUUCGUAUCUCGAAAUGGUAAGGUAUUACUUUUCAGAAAAACGAGAGGUAUACAAUCAAUUUUUGGAAAUAAUGCGCGAUUUUAAGUCCCAAAGUCUGGAUACUUUAGGGGUAAUCAAUCGGGUCGCAAGUCUCUUUAAUGGAUAUCCGCAACUUAUUGAAGGAUUUAACACUUUUCUUCCCUCAGGCUAUAAAAUCGAAGUCCAUACGGAUUCUUCUAACACUAGCUUUGUACGGAUCGGCACUCCCAUGCACCCAUUGCACCCAGGCACAAAUACUUCCUCCACCUUUACACCUUCGACCCAUUUUGUAGAAAUACAACAGCCAGCCAUCCCUGAUAACCAAUACGAAAAACAGUCUCCAUCUUCUAGCGAAAAUGUAUCCGCUCUACCCCCAAAGCCUCAAGUAGAUUUUAACUAUGCUAUCGCUUACAUGAAUAAAGUUAAGGCAAGGUAUCCUCCUAAUUCUGAGACAUACAUGGAAUUUUUAGGUGUUUUACGGACAUAUCAAAAAGCUCAAAAAUCCAUUCAUGAAGUGCGUGCUCGUGUUUCCGAAAUCUUCUCGGAUUCCCCGGAUCUAUUGGAUGAAUUCAAGCUUUUCUUACCAGACACUUCUGAAGCUACUGAAGCUCAACAAAAUGAUGCUGCUACGACUACUAACGGAUUACCUCCUGUUGGAAACUUCACCUUACCUUCUUCCGGGCAGUCCCGUGAAAGAAGGUUACGCCCAGCACAUUCAGCACAGAUAGGACGAUCCAUCUCUAAAACUUCUAAAAACCUUCGUGAACAUGCCGAUGAGCUACCGAGUACUUAUGCAAUCCCUAAUUAUCAACAAAAAACGAGCCCUGUUUCUCAUUAUGCUGCUACUCAAGAGGAAUUAUUGGCUUUCGGCUCUAUUAGACAGCACCUUCCUGAUAAUAUUUCUUUUCAUAACUUUUUGGAAUUACUACAUCUUUAUAGAGAAAAGUUAAUGGACAAAACGGAUUUACUGAAUUCAUUCUCAAGGCUCGUCAAAAAUGAUAACUUAACAUUAUGGUUUGCAAACUUCAUUCGAUGGAAUGAUAGUCCUAUAUUGGUGAAAAAUAUUCCUAUGGAUGACUCCCGUUAUAUCUCUGAAACUUAUGAAUCUGCUGGUUAUUUAUACCGUAAAAUACCUGCAGAAAAACAAAAAGGAACUUGCUCUGGACGUGAUGCCCUAGCAAAUUCGGUUCUUAAUGACGAGUACAUUUUAGUUGCUCCCAAAUUGACAGGUAUAAAAAAUGUCAAGCAUUCUGAAAAUCAAUACUUGCAAGCUCUACAAUUAGUCGAAGAUGAACGUUAUGAAUAUGACCGAAUCCUUUCAGUGAAUCAAAGGGCCAUAAAAUUAUUGGCAGAGUUAUGUGAACCUGUUAACGACGAAGAGCACAUUAGGUCUUUAAACAAAACAUUAGACCGUAAAGCCCUAAUACGAUCCGCUUUUCACACUGUUUAUGGAAAAGAACACUCGACAACAGCUUUUGACGCUCUAGUAAAAAAUUCCAGAAGGGCAGCUCCUGUUUUAUUGAAGCGUUUAAAGUUGAAGGAUCAAGAAUGGCGCCGCUGCAAAAGAGAAUGGAAUAAGAUUUGGCGUCAAAUUGAACUUAAAAAUUCGUCACUUGCAUUGGAUGAACGUUGUUGCAAAAUUGAAGGUAAAGAUCGAAGAGCACUUUCCUAUAAUCGAAUUUUAAAUGAAAUCGAUGAUAUAUAUCAACAUCAAAAACAUGGUAUUGGCCACGUUAAACAAGGGUUCCAAUUUAGCCAAGUACUAAAUGAUCGGCAAAUCUUUUUGAAUAUUUUAAGGUUAAGUGAUGCUCAACUUUCUAACUCAUCCUUUUAUUCUUACGCAGACAAAGGAAGAAUUAGUGCUGUUCUUAAAGCUUUACUAUCACAAUUUUUCGGAAUUCCACUUCCUAGAGAAACUUUGGAAAGCGAUCUUUCCUCUGAAAACAUAGAAUCAGUUCAAAAGCAUCGUGAUGGAUUGAGCAAAAUUUUUGUACAUCCAGAGAGUGCUGAUAACAGCAACACAACUCAUAUGAGCAUUCAGACGGAUGACACCCAGACAGAGGACGAAACUAUGAGCGAUAGUAAUCCUAUUGAUCCUGAUACUCAAACAAAAAUGAAACUGCAAGGAGAAGAAUCAAAAAAUAUAAUCGGCUAUAACUUUUUUGGGAAUGCAACCAUGUAUGUGCUAUUUAGACUAAUUUGCGUUUCUUAUUCUCGACUUGAGCAAAUAAAAAUGUUUAUUGAGACUUCUAGUUCAGUUGAGCCCAUAACUUACGAUACUAUACUGGAAACGUGUGAAAAAUAUUUAAAGGGCAUUCUAUCUAGAAGUGAGUUUCAUAAAUAUCUCCAAAAACUAAACAAUGAUGCUUGUUAUAUGAUUAGUUCUAUAGAACGGUUACUAAAAGUGAUAUUCUACCGAGUGCAUGAAAUUUUGUUGGAUCCUAAACUUGGUCAGCUUUUACUUUUAUUCGAAUCUGACGGAGCACAUUCAGCGACAACUGCUCGAGAACAGAUGAUUUAUCGAAAUCAUGUGGAAACUAUUUUGGCGCCUGAUACCAGAAUAUUUAAUAUGAGAUGGUAUCCCUUGGAAAAAAAGCUGUGCAUUCAACAAUUGCUCUCAGCCGACCUUACAAUUCAUAAAUUUGAGGAUCCGGCUAGAGCAUUUAUGUAUUAUGUCGAUAGCUAUGCCAUUUCCCAUAUUACAGAAGGUGUUGACUUGCUGCAGGUAAAAAUGCCUUUCUUGAAAAGAUCAUUGCAGUUGAUCUCACAGAAGGGCUAUCUCGCUGGCCGAGAGUCUACUAGUUUGCAUUCUCUUUUUAAUGAGCGAUUUUGCAAGUCAAAUCUACAGUUGUUCUUCUCAACAGAUACUUAUAUGAUAUUCUUUGAGUCCAAUACAGAAAACGUUUAUAUCAAUUCGUAUAAUUUGUGGGUUGGGCAAAGCUCGAAACGUCGCAAUCAAAGAAGAAUGGCACGUUGGCAAAAAUGGCUUGAACAACAACUCGCUAAAAACACAACUCAAGAAAUACCAUCUGCUAACAACCAAUCUGCUACUUUGGAUCAGGUUCUCCUUUCUCUAUCAUCAUAAUGUAUAAUAAAAUACUUUUAUCUCAAAAUGGAACAAAGGAAAUGUAUAUAUUAGUUUUUAUAGAUAAGACUUCUAAAAUGAGAUGACUAUUUAGCAUG